AUGGCCGCUGUAAAUCUUCAAAUGAUGGCCGCCAACUUGCCCUUCGACUCCUUCAUCCCUAACCACCACCCUCACUCUCGCUCAAAUUCCAUAUCCUCUUCCUCCUCGCACUCGACCAGUUCGCGCCCGCAGUCUUCCCAGGGUCUCCCCUUUAUGCGGAAUCCGGCAGUCAUGCCCCCCUCAGCCGAUGAUUUAUACCGUGCGUCCCUUCCCCCGUCUUACGCUUCAGCAACCCAUGGUAAUCAUCACCCAUCCCGCCACCUGGCUGAUUCACCACACUAUCCUGUCUGGCACACCCAACCUUCACCUCUAGGCGACUCUCCCCCGAACCACAACCUGUCGAACCCUGCUCUCAAGAGCCAUUUCAGGCAAACCCACAUCAGGGCCCGCGUAGCUGCGUCUCCCUACCCGCGCGAUACCGAGAGCGUGCAUUCAUCAUCGAGUGAGACCGAGGACAUCGCGAUGUACCUUGGCCCCACGGCGACCGACUACAAUACCAUGUACGCUUCGCCUCAGAUGCUUGGCGGCAGCCCCGACUCGAUGCACGCUGCCGGGGCCUUCGGGCGAAUGAACCUUGGCGCCGACCACGCUCUCGAGAAGCUCGCCGCUAAUGUUAGGGCCGCGACCACGACGAGUGCAUCAGAUAGGGCGAAGCAGAUAUUCGUUCAGGCGUGGCUCACUGCCAACUACGCUCCUUACCCCGACGGAAAUGUCCCCCGCCAGGGACUUUACUUUUCCUAUCGCCGUGUCUGCGACCAGUACGGCAUCCCUCACAUCAACACCGCCACCCUGGGCAAGGCCAUCAGGCUCUGUUUUCCUACGAUCAAAACAAGACGUCUUGGUGUCAGGGGAAACAGCAAGUAUCACUAUUGUGGUAUCCGGCCUGCCACAUCCACAGAGGCCGAGUUCCUGCAAGACUACAUUCGCAAAUCAAAUAACAACGCUGCGCAGCAAUCGGUCAAUGCGGCGCGUCUCGCAAGCGAACAGGCCGAGGCGGGCAAGGGAUCUGAUGACGAAGAUGAUGACGAGGCAUCUGAUGGUCCAAGCUCGGCGAACGCGUCCAAGCGCAAUUCGCUGAACCUCACCAACGGCGCGAAGCAGCAAGCAGUCGUCUUCGCUGACGAGAAGACUCCAACCGCCGCGACCCUCCUCUCCCAAGCGCAAGCAUCGCAGCGACCACCGUCCAGCUCGUUCCCCAGUCAGGCACCGAUCCGGCGCCACCCAGGCCCAAAUGAUGGCCCUCUCGGAGUGCCAUCACAGUCACCCUCCGAAGGGGCUGUUGCUCUCCCAAUGAUGUCUGCGACGCAUGUCAUCAGCGUGCGACAUAUGCCACAUUUCCCGAACAUUGAGGAAGCGUUAGGCACUUCGACGUCGCCCCAGGGUAUCGCGGCCCGCGAGGUGUGGUCGUGGUUCCAAGACCACUUGGAUGCCCUCCUCGAGAGCAUCCGCACGUACCGCUUCGACCAGUUCGAGAUGCACGUCCGGACGUUCUGGUCGAGCCUCACAGGUGCGCACCGGGAGGUCGUGCACGCUCCUGCUGUCGCGGGACUGAUGGCCAAAGCGGACGCCAUCGUGUAUGACGAAGUUUUGGAGUUUUUGCGCUCGCAGAUGCUCUCGCCGAUCUCGGCUACCACCCUCGGGGGGUUGCGCCAGCUUGCGGACAAGAUGGAAAAGAUUUUACUCGUGGCGCUCGAGAGCUACGGAAACACGUUCGUUGAGCCUAAGGUUGAGCUUGGAGCCCGCUUCGGGCAUCUUGUUUUGCGCUUCCUUGAUAUGUAUCAAGUAACGCAGGCGCUGAGCACCGUUCUCACGAACCCGAAGCAGCUAGUCGAGAUGAAGAAGUCAUGGCAGAAGAUCGACUUCGACUCGGUUCGGAAUCAAUCAGCGCUGGUCUGCAACUGCAGGCACGAAGAGCUUUCGCAUUUGCUCGAGGUAGAGUUUGUGAAUUUGCUAGAUGGGAUGUCGAAGAGCACAGAUCCUGUGCGGGACGUGAUGGCGUGGGCAGACAAGUGCUGCGACAAAUUGAUGGGAGGGCGCGGGGAGGAGCGAGUGACGAUGAGCUCACGGAGCGUGCUGAUUCGCUGGGGCUACGUGACCAGCCAGGUCAUGCGCGACUUGACAAUUCGCAGUGACCCCGCGUUCGGCGCAUUCCAAAUUCUGAAGCUGUUCUUGGAUGACUGGAUCGCACUAAACGUUCUGCGUAACGUCGCACUGUCGACAAACUCUGUCGCAGCAUCCGUGGAGCCCAUGAUGCAGCAACAGUUUUUCACUCUGUCGCCGAUGGCCGGCCAGGAAAGUUUCGGCAACCCGCUAGACGUCCGGCCGGGCAUGAUGGCGCAUACCCCCACAACAUCGAGUAUGCUCGCCGCACUGCAGGCGGACACGUUCGGCUCGCUGGACCCGAACUCGGGCUCAUUUGGCGGCGACGCGUUUUCCUCCAUGACCUUUGUCGACCCGACGGGGACCCCGGACGACUCCUCAGCAUUCGGCUCGAGCCUCGCGUUCUCGGACUACGUGUCUGGGGCAUCUGGAUUUGACGUUUCAGGAUUCGCGCAUCCAGAGUUGGGUAUAGGCGCGUCUGGUACGCCGCCUUCGUCUAGCGAGCCGGACAGUGAACCGGAGACAAAAUCGGAACCGGGACACUAG
Messenger RNA from Phanerochaete carnosa HHB-10118-sp, 2646 nucleotides. RefSeq lists its product as uncharacterized. Gene Ontology annotation, molecular function: RNA polymerase II cis-regulatory region sequence-specific DNA binding; DNA-binding transcription factor activity, RNA polymerase II-specific. NCBI's taxonomy places the organism in Eukaryota, Fungi, Basidiomycota, Agaricomycetes, Polyporales, Phanerochaetaceae. The transcript is spliced from 7 exons. Bases 1 to 2646 code for a protein of 881 amino acids. Gene Ontology annotation, biological process: regulation of transcription by RNA polymerase II. The record is from RefSeq and is a predicted model, not a curated record.